Molecule: messenger RNA, 5230 nt
Organism: Fusarium odoratissimum NRRL 54006
Lineage: Eukaryota; Fungi; Ascomycota; Sordariomycetes; Hypocreales; Nectriaceae
Exons: 2
Coding region: 213-2678 (821 amino acids)
Source: RefSeq, a predicted model, not a curated record
UCAAAGAACCCUUUCUCUAUUUGCCUUUACUUAUGUCAACUUAAUUCUUUGUUCUCGAAGAUUGCCCCCCCCUUUAGCUUUAAGGCUCAUCAAUACUUGAUUGGCAAAUUGCGCUAUGCGCUGAUCUUCAAGAUUCAUCUCCGCGCUCGCACGACGCGCGCUGUCACAUCUCCUUUUCAAUAUCUUGCGCCUCAGCAGAUACCACCAACAUCAUGGCGCAAUCAGGUGUCGAACAACCACCGUUGAAUGGCGAAAAAGCGCCUGCUCCUGAACCGCGCAAAUUCAAGGCCUCAGAUCUUCCUCUACCUUCCGCGACAAGAGCAGCAAUAGAAUCGCUUGCCCAUAGCUUCAAGAAGGAGGGAGCCUACGAUUCUAUUCGAAAACAAGUUUGGGACAAGUUUGAAGCCAGCGAUUACGAGGCGCAGGUCACAAAAUCGAUUCUCGAGGUGGCCGAGCAGGAAAUUGAGCGCAACCCACAGCAGCUUCUCACACUUGACCGGAGAAAGGCUGCAGCUCUAAUCGAUGGCGCUCUAGAGAGAUCUGGGGUUUAUCACAAAGCUGAAGAUGUCAUUAGCCAGCUGAUCGAUGUGGGCGCCAUAGAGGAGCGAAUCCGCGAAACACGCCGGGCCGAAGUCGGCGAGGAAGCAGCUGAGGCAGAAAAGCUUCGAGGCGCCAAAACAGACGAAGAAUAUGAGGCUGAGACUGAGGCUCGACGUGCGGAGCGUGAAAAAGUUCGGGAAGAACUGCGACAAAAAGAGGCUGCAAUCGAGGAGGAGAAACGGAGGAUCCUCAAAGAGGAACGAAAGAAGGAAGAGCGAGAGCGAGAGAAAGCUGAAAUCAAACGCCAGGAAGAAAGAGAUGAGCGUCGUCGAAAGCGCGAACAAGAGCGCGAGGAACGUGAAAGACUCCGAGAUAUUGAAAGAGAAAAGCGACACAAAGAGCGCGAGCGUGAUAGGGACCGAGACCGUGACACAAGGGAUAGAGAUAGAGACAGGGACAGGGACAGGGACAGGGACCGCGAUCGGGAUAGGGACCGAGACCGAGAUCGCGACCGGGAUCGUCAUCGUGAUCAUGACCGACAUAGGGAUGAUCGCCACAAGGAGAAACCAGCGGUCUCUACAGAGCUGAAAGAGAAGCUCUCCAAAGAAGAACACGACCGACUGGAGCAAGAGGCUCUGGCCGAUCUGCUCCGCGAAAGCUCCAAGCCAGCCCAAAAGCAAGAGUUGGAGAUUGAUUCUUCCCUCGCACCGCCGCCACGCAAAACGGGGCCCGUUUCGGCUAUCAACCCGAUCAGGCGAGAACGUUCGUCGAUUGCAGAGGGCCGCAAAACCAGCGAUGCAGGGCUCGGAGCUGAACGGGAUGGCCCUGGAACACCUGCACAGGCCAAGAGACCUGACGCGGACGAUCGAGAGCCGAGUCGUAGUGCUUCUCGGAUCGUCGACCGCGAUGGGGAUCGCGAGAGAGAUAGAGAACGUGAUCGCUUAAGGGAACGAGAUUCUCGUCGCGAUAGACGCUCAAACUCCCCACGCAGAGGCAUCAGUGGUUCGCGUGUUCGGGACAGACGUGACAGAAGCCGGUCUCGAGCUAGAAGGGAGAGGACUCGUUCACGAACUGGCAGAGAGGACCGUGCUGUUAGAAGCCGAUCACGACCCAAGUAUGACCACUACGAGCGAAGCAGAUCCCGAAGGCGUGAUCGUAGCCGUUCUCGACCUAGAGUGGUCGAGCGAAGAGAGAGAAGCCAAUCUAGACCUAGACCCGAGCGCCGAGAUCGAAGCAGAGACAGAAGGGACCGCUCACGACUGCGCUCUGAUAGACGGGAUAGGAGCCGUUCCCGUACUCGACGUGAUCAGAGCAGGUCUCACGACACUCGCCUUGGUGGAGCUGAUCAUUAUGAUCCUCGAGAAAGAGACCGUGAACGAGACAGAGACCGACCUCGUGACCGAGAGCGCGGCCGCGAGAGAUCUCCUCUGAGACGCAGAAGCCGAGAAAGGCCUGGUAACGACCGUGAUCAAGCAAAGCCUCGCGAGAAGGAACAGGAAAAAGCGGCCCCCGAGAAAGAACGGGAAAAGGAAAAACCAAAUGAGCGUCGUAGUCGCUCUCCCUCACGAGCCACCGCCACCGCCGCACGACCGAGCUCCAGCAAAGCUCAGGAUGGCCUUGAGGAGUGGAAGAUGGAAGAAGUCAGAAAGCGGGAAAAAGAAGCCAAGGCUUAUCUGGCGGCUCAGAAGGACGCCAGGAAUAAAGGCCUCCCAAUCCCUGGACUCGACGAUAAAAAAAGCAGUGGUGAAAUAUCUCCUGACAUACGCCGCCGCCGGAUUCAGGACGAUAUUGACAGAUACACGCCUGGAGGUCGUGAGGAGCGGAGGAGAAGUCGUUCCAGGAGCCGCAGCCGACAACGUGAUGCAACAAAAGAUCGAGACCGGGAAAGAGAAAGAGACAGAGACAGAGAUAGAGGUGAUCGUGAUAAGCUGAGGGGUGGAGAUAGCUAUCGCGAGCGAGAUAGGGACAGAGAUCGUGAUAGGGACCGAGACCGAAGAGACAGGGACAGAGAUCGCGAUACGGAUCGACGUGAUCGUGAAAGGGAUCGUGAAAGAGAACGAUCGAGGGAUAGGAGGAACAGGCGAGAGCGUAGUCUAUCUCCUCGACGAGAAAGGCGGGGAAGUAGAAGCCGCCGUUGAUAAUGAGUUGGUUUUCACCUCAUAACAAUUACACUUUUGGCAGUUUUCAGGAGUAUUGGAGGUCUAGCCAUAUAGCUGGAAGUUCGUUUGCCAUGGGUUAGGUGGUUUAAUAAGAUACCCCUUUAAGCAUGAAUUGAUACCAUCAUAGCAGGGCUCUUCGACCAGUUUAGCAUCACAGCUCUACGACAGAUGGGAUACAUAAGUUCAUUGAAACGUUUGAUCAUUAUUAAAAGUCUAUAUAUAGUGCCUAAGUGAAAUCGUCAUCAAUGGGCAAACCAGGACGAGGUCACCCGAGUUACAUGCUCGCUAGAUAGCCCGUGAUAAUGCCAUAACGCGCCAGCAAUUAUCACGGUGAUGAAACCCAAACAUCCAAUCAUGAUGGCUUUGCGUAAAGUAGGAGACAUCUCGCCCUCUCGAUUUAGGGUACCGGUACCCCAUGCAACCGCUUCUUCCCACAUGUUGAGGAGUUGUUCGUAACCGAUCGAAUAUAGAACAAGACCCAUAAGGGCAACGGCGUAUCCCAGUGUUUGUGUAAGGGAGAUGUGAGUACCCCAAAGCACAACAGAAGCAGCCACGAGAAGGAUGCUCUUAAGAAUGCCACUCAGAGUCAUGACAAGUCCUGAUGUUUUACCGAUCUGAACAGGAGUUAGCAGUGAAAGUGAAUCGCGGGGGAUUGGAUUCUGGCUUACAAGGAAGACACUGAUGACAUUCAAGAAGAAUGCAAGGCAAGCAUUGGCAAGCAGUACGCCAUAACCGGCUUGAGCUGCAUCUUCCCACUUAAAUCGGGGGCCUUCACUGAACAAGACAACGACCAUGUUCAUAAGGGUACAAACAGGUGCGUAAUAGUAGAGGCCGACAAGAGGAUCCAUACGGAGACCCUCGGCACUGAGCAUGACCUGAAUCAUGACAACACGCACGGCUUCGGCAAUGGUGCCACACAUCUGAAAGAUAAAACCCCACCAGGAGAACUCGAUCUCUCCAAAACUGGAAAUGGCGACACCAGCAACAAUGAGCAUGAUGUUGCCAAAUGUCUUACUAUCCGGCUGAGCAACACCCCACACCCACGAAGCCACGAGAGUGCAGACAGGGCCGGUAGAUUUGAGCAUCUGAAUAAAAGCAACAGACAGGUAGAGGUACACGAUGUUGGAAAAGACGAGUGAGGCGGAGUAGAGGACGCCGAUAGGGAGAAUGGUCCGUAUGUAGAGUCGUCGAGUGAUUGGGAGUGAAUGGCGUGAAUCGAGAAGAGUAGUAGUGCGAGCAAGCAGUUGCGUUGCUAUUGUUGCAAAAACAAGAUGCCAUGUUGUGAGGAUGAUAGCUGGUAGCUUGUUAGUUUCACGUCAUGAUGCACUAUGCAUGAACAAGUAGAAUACUCACGAUAUCCUAUAAGGGUAAGUUAGCAAACGAAUUCAAUUUUGACGACUUGAUCGAUAGCAGGAAACUUACGGAAUCCAGCAGUGUCAAUUAGCCACUUGUUGAAGAGAAUCGUGGUGUUGGAAAAGAAAAUCCAUGUUCUGUUCAAACAUCAUGUUAGACAUCCCCGCACAUAUAGAACUUAUCCACAUCUAGAGUUCACAUACAUUAUGUAGACGGACGCGUGUAUUCUCGAACCUGUUCCCUGGUUUAGAGGCUUUUCUGAGAAUCCAUUGUCGACAGCCUCAGACCCACGCGACAUCCUGUUGUUGGCCUCCAGAUCAUUUGAUCCCGCCAUUGUUUCGAGUGUCUCAGUUUAAAAGUUAACAAUGCUUCGAUUUCGUUUCUCGAGUUUGGGAGGAGUAAGAAGUGAUCGAUGCCUUGCUGACUGUCGUCGGAGACACGAUACAGCGCGUAAAUAGUGUAAAGCCACCUGGAGCUAGACCCAAACUCUCCUCUUCGAGUGACGUAUUAUCCAAGGGAGAGCAGGGAGAGCAGGGAGAAAAAAGGUCGAGAAUCCAAAAAGAGAGAGGAGAAGAAAAGGGACCGAAAGUAAAGAAAAAGAAAUUCGGUGUCUUAAGAGGCUGGAAAGAGAGAGUUCGAUGAUGAGGAGGUCUCACAAGACAAGUCGAAUAGCACGGUUUGGGAAAGUGGCUGGUCGAGCAACUUCCUGUUGGUGCAAGCGGAAGCUGAUCUGAUGCGAGCUUGUUAGUUGCGACUGCCUUUAUUAGUGAUGUGAUCGAUCUGUGUAUGAAAGCAGGAAGCUUCAUAUACGUCGUUCUUUGUUCUCAGAAUUAUUUGCUUUUAGAUUUAUUGCAAAAAAACAAAGAAACAGAAGCAGAGACAAAAGUAGGAGAUAACCUUCAAAAUUUCGACAAGGCACCACACACGUGGGUUCAUCGUACUUAUUAACAAAACACGAUACAAUCGCAGUCAAGGAUGUACGUUUUCUCAUCGCGCUCAGCCUCGAAAUGGGCCUGCCCCUAGCCAAACGUCGGCUCAAUGUUGCCGAUCUCUGACAUAGACAACCCAACAUCGGCUCCCAAACGAACAAAUCCUACGACUUAACGCCCUGCUCUUCAGACAAAGACGCCGAGUUCCAACCAACAACUGGGUCAAAGAGCGGAACUAAUACGUCAACA